This is a messenger RNA of Dermatophagoides farinae (American house dust mite), 1999 nucleotides long. RefSeq lists its product as uncharacterized. NCBI's taxonomy places the organism in Eukaryota, Metazoa, Arthropoda, Arachnida, Sarcoptiformes, Pyroglyphidae. Gene Ontology annotation, molecular function: CoA-ligase activity. The record is from RefSeq and is a predicted model, not a curated record.
GCAAAUAAACAGCAACAUAUGAUAUAAAGGGCUAGUUUAUCCAACAUUGACAUAUUUGUUCAAUUUUUCUUGUGACGUUUUAUUUUGUUGUUGUCGCUGUUGUUUAUGUCUUGAACUAAUACUUGAGAAUCAAGAAUAAACAAUGUUGGAAGAAGAAAAAUUUCUCGUCAAAUCACCAAAUGAAUCUACCCGAUUACCUAUGAUUAGUGUUGGUCAAUUUAUAACGGAACAAUUAUUGAAGCAACAGCAACAACAAACGAUAGCCGUAAUCGAUGCUACAGACAUUCAUGGAAAUGGCAUUCAAAUCACAUGUGGAGAACUAGAUAGAAAAAUUCGACAACAAGCUGCGCGAUUCUUGGCCAUUGGUCUCGAGAAAAAUGAUCUUGUCGUUAUGUUUGCCGACAAUUCUCUCGAUUAUCUUAUUUCAAUGUUUGCAUUAAUGUAUUUGGGCAUAACAUUUUCACCACUUACACCAGCUAGUGGUUGUUUUGAAUUUAUUGGCCAAAUUGAAGAUUCACAAGCAACAACAUUAUGGAUUGAUGGAAAACGUUUACCGAUUGUCGAGAAAGCUAUUCGUGAACGCACGUCGAUUAGAGAAUUGUUGAGAUUCUUAUUCAUUUGUGAUGAUGUAGAUGAAUCGAUUCUAUCCGAAAUGAAACAAUAUCCAAUACAAAUUAUUGCAAAUAUGAGAGAACUAGACAAUGAAAUUUUAGAACGAGUUCCAUAUUUCGAUACAUCGCCCAAUGACUAUCUAAUGAUAAUCUAUACAUCUGGCAGUACUGGUUUACCAAAAGGUGCUAUUCACACACAGACAAGUGUUUUGGCAUCGACAUUCAUAUUUCGACCACAACAAAUGGGAAUUCGUUAUCUAAUGUGGUAUCCAUUUGGACAUGUAUCUGGUAUUUUCGCUACAUUGAAAACCCUGUGUUGGGGACAAACAUUAAUAUUGGAACAAUGUUGUCAAUUACCGCGAAUGUUACUAGAUGUUGAACGAUAUCAAGCAACACAGAUGCCAAUUGCCCCGAGCCAAGCAAUAGAUUUGCUAAAUCAUGAUCAUCAUCGGCAAUUCAAUCUUCAAUCAUUGAAAGUUAUUUCGUUUGCAGGAGCAAAAAUUCCAGCAGAUACACUUGAACAAAUUAAAAGUAAAUAUCAAGUGAAAAUAUCCGAAUUAUAUGGUUCAACCGAAAUGAUGGGAAGUGUUGUGCAACCUGCGCAUCAGGUGAUUCCACCUGGAUCGGUAGGUGUUCCACAAUCGAAUAAUGAAAUGAAAAUCAUAGAUAUCGAAACGAAGGAAAAUUUGCCAGCAUUUCAACAAGGUGAGAUUUGUUUUCGUGGACCAGCUAGAUUUCUUGGUUAUCUACGAAAUCUUAGGGCAACUGAUGAAGUGAUCGAUUCAAAUGGAUGGUAUCAUACUGGUGAUAUUGGUUACUAUGAUGAUAAUGGCCAUUUGUACGUCGUGGAUCGAAUCAAAGCAUUGAUUAAAUUUCGUUAUUGGUCAAUAUCACCGGCUGAAAUUGAAUUGUUUCUUCAACAACAUCCAGCUAUCGAUAACGUAUGCGUUGUCGGUGUGAAACAUCUGACAGAAGGACACAUUAUACGAGCCUAUGUACAAAUGAAAAAAGGAAAUCAAAUUUCCGAACAAGAAUUGUUACAAUACACCAGAGAGAAUUUGGGCUUUCAAAAACAACUUCGUGGUGGUGUACGAUUUGUCGAUCAAAUUCGUCGUACUGCUAUUGGAAAAGUUGAUAGGCAAUAUUAUAAUCGUUUGAAUGAAGGACAAAUAUUAGCUGAUCCAGUUAUCGAUUGAAUGACGAAAACAUGCGAUUCUAUUGAUAUUGACCUGGAUAAGACAACGAACAUCAUUAUUAUAUUGAUUGAUUGGCACUGAACUAAUUCGGUCAUCUAUAUAUUACAAAAAUAACUAAUCAGCAAAAACUCAGUAUUUAUAAUAAACAAACAUUGAUUGAUUGAUUGAUUGAAUAAAUUACAAUAUUUUGAU